Monosiga brevicollis MX1 is the source of this 1179-nucleotide messenger RNA. RefSeq lists its product as uncharacterized. Bases 280 to 1179 code for a protein of 299 amino acids. The record is from RefSeq and is a predicted model, not a curated record. The transcript has 7 exons. Lineage: Eukaryota; Choanoflagellata; Craspedida; Salpingoecidae. Gene Ontology annotation, molecular function: protein binding.
ACCGCUGCCACUUUUUUUUUUCCCAGUGGGGCCACGUGGCUCGCUUCACAGUCGUUCGCGUGCGCUUUGAUCCAGCAAGUGCACCUGUCUUCGCAACUGUCACCGAAACCUGUUGGCCAGAGAUACGUCGUUUGGCGCAUCAGGAGGACAGAGCAAGGCCCGCUGCCCGGCUGCCGUUUUGGGUUGUCGGACGAGUUCUAUUUGGAGGGGUUGCAUGAGAUUGGUCGUGGACCCCAAAAGCGGUUUUGAAGCAUAUGGUGGUCGAGCGAUACCUUUGCCAUGAGUGGCAAUGGAGAACGGCUGUCGGAUGCGUGCGAUGCAUCAGAUCCACAAGCGGCGCUACAGCUGUUGAGCAGUUGGGACCAACAACGCAUCCGAGAUGCUGCUGAAUACAAAGCUGAGAAUGGCGUCACACCACUGCACUACGCCUGCGAAAACGGUCAUGCCAAGGUGGCGGAGAUGCUGUUGAAGCACGGUGUUGAUGCUGAAGCCAAGAACAUGCGUGGCGAUACACCACUGCACAAUGCCUGCCUCUACGGCCAUGUCAAGCUGGUGGAGAUGCUGUUGAAGCACGGUGGUGAUGUUGAAGCCAGGAACAAGGAUGACUGGACACCACUGCACGAGGCCUGCGGUAACGGUCAUGUCAAGGUGGUGGAGAUGUUGUUGAAGCACGGUGCUGAUGCUGACGCCAAGAACAAGGUCAGUACAGUACCUUCCUCUUCUCCCCCUUUACCCCCCUAUGAUGGUGCACCUGUACCCCAUGAUGAUGAUGCUGAUGAUGAUGAUGAUGAUGAUGAUGAUGAUGCUGUACCUGAUGGCUGGACACCACUGCACAAGGCCUGCUUUAACGGUCAUGACAAGGUGGCGGAGAUGCUGUUGAAGCACGGCGCUGAAACUGAAGCCAAGAACAGCGUGAUCACAGAGCUACUGGGCGCAACCCGUUCUCCUUGCUCCUACCAAACUUCCAAUCCCGAUGGCCGCUCAAACGGCCACCGCUCAAGCUGCACCUACAAAUUGAAAUAUGUGAAGCUUGUGGUUGCUUUGUCGAUCGCUAUGCAAACAGAGAAUGAAGUCAAUGACCAGGGCGGGCUUUGCCAGAUGUCUGAAGCAGAACAGUCCAACAAGCACCGAAAAAGAGCGAAAAACAGUCCUGUCUUUAUUCGCCAUGACAUCGACUGA